Helicoverpa armigera (cotton bollworm) is the source of this 1727-nucleotide messenger RNA. Its product is annotated as putative nuclease HARBI1. The transcript is spliced from 6 exons. The record is from RefSeq and is a predicted model, not a curated record. NCBI's taxonomy places the organism in Eukaryota, Metazoa, Arthropoda, Insecta, Lepidoptera, Noctuidae. Bases 386 to 1498 code for a protein of 370 amino acids.
AUGGCCAUACCUGAGUGCUUAGUGCGAGUUUUCGUGAAUUUUUUUACGGACUCACAUAUGAGCGCGUAUACUAAGAUUUGUAUGGAACAAAAACAGCUCCAUCUAGUGUCAAAAAUUGGAACCUAAAGUAGCGAGUGCCAGUUUACAAAUUUUUGAAAUCGAGUCGCCCGCACUCUCAAGUGAACGUGACAGGCACGGGAUUGGUUUAUUUCUGCCGUGAUGCGAGUGCGAGAUACAGAUUUUGACAGAUCGAGUAGUAAAUAAAUACAUACGAGAUCGAAUUUAGACAAAUAGUUCUCACGAAGAUUUUUGUGGUGACAGUGAAGUGAGGUGAUAUUCAUAUACAAUAAUUCAGUUUUUAUUUAUUGAAAAUAAUAACAAAGAUAUGGCAGGACGCUUUUUCUUCGCCUGGAGGAUGUUUGCGGCCGCAAAGGCCCGCGAUGAACGCAAUAAAAGCGCCAGAAUUGGGGCAAGGGCUCGCGCGUCUUUUAAUCCUUUAGUCCACCUCACAGAGACGCAAUUUAGGCGCAGAUACAGAUUGCCCAAAAAUAUUUUUAAAUUGUUGUGCAGUGAGCUAAAACAAAGCACAAACCUAAGAUCCACUCAACGUGUUUCCUUGGAACAUAAGGUGCUCACCGCUUUAUUCUUUUAUGCCUCGGGUUCUUAUCAAAGGCCAGUUGGUGUAGCAAAACAUGUGUCACAAAAAAUGUGCAGUGUGUACAUAGAAGAAGUAACCGAGGCUCUGAAUCAUCGCAAUAUAUUAAUGAAGUAUAUAAGAUUCCCUAGCACUCCAGGUGCUAGACAAGAACUUAGUCAACGUUUUUACAGAAACUAUGGAUUCCCUGGAGUGGUUGGGUGUAUUGAUGGGAGCCAUUUUAAAAUAGUGGUACCAAAAAAAAGUGAAGAACAUUGGUAUUAUAGUCGCAAACACUACCAUUCCCUCAAUGUACAAAUGGUUUGUGAUGAUCAAUAUAGAAUUUUAAAUGUUAAUUCUAAGUUUGGAGGUGCAAAUCAUGAUUCUUUUAUAUGGGAAAAUAGUGAUUUGAAUGCAUAUAUUCAGUCUUUGCACAGAAAUGGAGAAAUGGUCUGGCUUUUAGGAGACUCUGGUUACCCCCAACGCCCAUGGCUAAUGACGCCGAUUGCUAAUGCUGCUCCUGAUACUCCAGAAGCCAAUUAUAAUGAAAAACAUAUGAGAGCUAGAGUAGUCAUUGAAAAUACGUUCUCAAGGCUUAAGAAUCGAUGGCGUUGUCUUCACAAAGAUAGAGUACUACAUUAUAAGCCACUGAAAUGCUCUCGCAUUAUUCUGGCAUGCUCAGUGCUGCAUAAUAUAAUGAUUGAUUUUGGAGUAGAAGACAGAGAGGAAGACAUUCUGGGUCUGGAAUUACCAGGGACAAGUGGUGGUGAAUCUAGUCAAAACAACUACGUAGAAAGAGAGGCCACGACGGAUCUAAUUAGAGGUCGAAUACUAAGAGACCAAAUAAUAAGAAGAUUGCAAUAGUUUAUAGUUAUUUAUUUUUGUAACUUUUUUUGUUUUAACUUAUCUUGCUUAUCAGUGAUACUGUAAUUUCAUCUCAACUUUAAUACAUAUUGUGUCCACUAUAUUAUACCUACUUAUAGUUAAUUGUGAACCAGUUACUUUUCUUUUUCUCUUAGUACUUAAAUGGAAACAAUUUGUUUAUUUUGUAUUGCUUAAUGUAAGUAAUUGUUAGACCUAAGUAAAUAAAUAA